Messenger RNA from Pipra filicauda (Wire-tailed manakin), 3450 nucleotides. It is a transcript of the gene OFD1, whose product is annotated as OFD1 centriole and centriolar satellite protein. Gene Ontology annotation, biological process: epithelial cilium movement involved in determination of left/right asymmetry. Lineage: Eukaryota; Metazoa; Chordata; Aves; Passeriformes; Pipridae. Gene Ontology annotation, cellular component: ciliary basal body; centrosome. The transcript is spliced from 24 exons. Gene Ontology annotation, molecular function: protein binding. The record is from RefSeq and is a predicted model, not a curated record. The coding region runs from base 16 to 3300 and encodes 1094 amino acids.
UCACCCCUCACCGCGAUGAUCCGUCCCCGCUGCCGCGGCCGCCCGGAAGCGCCGCGCUCCGCCCGCCCCAUCCGGCGCCUCCGUGACGGCACAGCGGCCGCCGGGGCCGCGCCGCCACCGGCGCCACAGCCCGGCCGUACCGGGACGAGCCGGGUGGUGCUCCCCGGCCCCGCUCCCCGGCCCCGCUCCCUGCGGGGCAGAAUGGCUUCGGUUGAAAGGGAGGCGCUGUCCCAAGAGGAGCUCCGGAAAAGACUGUAUCAGACUUUUAAGAGCCGAGGUGUGCUGGACACACUUAAGACGCAGCUCCGAAACCAGCUCAUCCAUGAACUGAUGCACCCAAUUUUGAGCGGAGAACUUCAGCCACAGGCGGUUCCAAGCGAUGACAGUUCACUUUUGAUCACAGCUUCCAACAGUCUGGUGGCAGAUCAUCUACAGAGAUGUGGCUACGAGUAUUCGCUUUCAGUUUUCUUUCCAGAAAGUGGAUUGGAGAAGAAGAAGCUGUGGACUAUGCAAGACCUUCUUCACUUAAUGAGGAUCAGUCCAAAGUCCAGUCUUUACAAAUCACUGACUUCAGGAACCCAGAAGGAAAAUAAAGGUUUUCUUAUGCAGAUUUUAAUCGGACUUACAGAGCAUCAUCUAUAUAAGGAAACUCAUAACACAGAAACUCAGACAACCUCAGUGCCUCCUUAUAGAGAAUCUCUUGCUGAGAAGCUUCAGCUGAUUGAUGAGCAGUUUGCAGACUCUUAUCCCCAGCAUCAGAAAUAUGAAUCUUUAGAAGUAAAACUUCAUGAAUAUAGAAAAGAAAUAGAGAAGCAGCUUCAAGCAGAAAUGCAUCAAAAGCUGGAACACUUUAAAGAAGUUGAAAUAGCAAAAAUUAAAAUGGAGGAGAAAGUGCAGACCCAGAAAGAAAUCUCUGAGUUGCGUCACGAGUUAGAGAAGACACAUCAAGCAAAGUCUGAAGCCUUGAUUUCUCGUGAAAAGAAUGCUAUUGAGAGGCUUCAAAAGCAACAAGAGAUAGAAGCAAAGGAAGUGUACGCUCAGAGACAAAGUCUGCUGAAAGAUAUCGAAGCCGUAAGAACCAGGGAGGCGGAACUGAAGGAAAGGAUGGAGGCAUUUGAGCUCACUCAGAAACUUCAGGAAGAGAAAAAUAAAGCUAUCGAUGAUGCACUUCGGCGUCGAGAGGUUGCUGUGAAGAACAUAGAGGAAACAUAUGACCAGAGGCUGAAGACAGAACUCUUAAAAUAUCAGCUUGAAUUAAAAGAAGAAUACAUAGCCAGAACCAAUAAAGUUACUGAAGAUGAGAAAAAAAAUAAAGAGAAAGCCAUGCUUUUGCAUGAAGAAACCAUUGCUGUUAAUUCGAAAAAGGAGGAACUCAAACAAGCUGUAUCACGCACGAAAGAGCUUGAGCUGGAUUUGGAGUCAGUGAAGGCUCAGGUUCUGUUGGCAAAUAAACAGAAUCAGUUGUUGACAGAGAAACUGAAAGAGUUAUCAGACUAUCCUUUGCUAAAGGAAGAGAAAUUGGAGCUCCAAGUGCAGAAUAAACUACUUAGGCAACAGUUGGAUGAGGCUCGCAGUGAAAACCAGCAUCUCCGAGACAAGCUGUCCCAGCCCUCAGCAGAGUACCUGGCCUGCCAAGUGGAACUGAGGAGAGUGGAGCACUCUAGGAAGCUGGUGCUGGAUGAAUUUGAGAGUCGUAAGCAGAUUUUGGAAAAGCAGUUACAAAGUAAGGUUGAGCGUUGUGCCCAGCUAGAGACCCAACUCUUAGAGUCCGAAGCUACUGUCAGAAAAUUAAACAUGCAGGUUGAAGAACUGAAACUGCAAGUGAAACAAACACAGGCAGCUCUGGAAAACGAAGUGUAUCGGAACCCAAAACCUUCGCUUGUCGAUCGCUCUGUCCUUGACUUCACCAGUGACAGAGCUGUACCCCAUGAUAUUUACGUGGAUAGUGCAUUCCUGAAGAAUCGUGUUAUGACUGAUGUGAUGCAGGUAAAUGCUGUGCCAAGAGACAGCCAGCAGUUACAGCCACGCAGUGCUUCCCCGGAUUCUGACCUGGAGUACAUCGCGCAGACCUGGGCUAGAGUAAAAGAGCUAUCAAAAGAGGCAGAGUACUUGGAAGAAGCUUACAGGAAUUACCAACACAGAGUCAUACAGAAUGCAGCUGCAAGCAGAACACCAAGAAAGAUGGAGUCUCCUUUAAUUCUACAGCAUGCUCUUAGUGGACUCCCUUUGACUACCCAGCAUGAACUUGUAGAGGAUAAUCCCAGCUUCCCACAUUCCCUUCUGAGCAGUCCAAGAGGCGAAGAACACAUCAAAAGAACUGGGCAGGCCGAUAUCUUUAAAAAUCCCUUAACACCACCACAGAGAGGAGCAUCAUUGUCAAGACGCCUUUCUUCUACUCCCAUUUCCAAAUCCAUGAGAGAUCUCAGUAACAAGAAAAUUCCAGAUGACAUCAAGAGCUCAUCCCUUACCUCUUCACAGCGGAGUGUUGACCAAGUGCUUUCUCCUAUUUCAAAGCCAUAUCUGCUUUCAUCUUCUGAGUCUGUUCCUUCCUCACCAUCCAGUCAUGCCCAGAAAAUCAGACCUUGUUCAUGUGCCUGUUUUCAAAAUAGGAUCCUCCAGUCCCCCUUUGUGGGAAUGGGACUUCAGAGUCAACAAACAGAUAAACAAGAUCUCAGUGAUAUCCACAAACCUAAGAAACUAACGUACGAUGACCUUGAAGAACACAUUUAUUCUCUUGAAGAUCAGGGGGACGUGCCAGAGGAGUGUGAAAGUGAUGUGUUGCUUCCAUCUGGGGACAUCGUUAAUGGAAACUGUGUCACAGCUCCUGUGCCAGCAACAGCCACUUCACUUCAGGAUUUAAAGAUGCUGGAUCAAAGACAGAUUGAAGAACAGAACAGAGAAGUUGAGGAAAACUUAGAAGAAAGGAAAGCAAGAGAAGAAAGGAGAGAGAGAGAACAACAGGAAGCUUUGGAAAGCGAGCAAGAAGAAGUGGAAAAGCUUAACAAAGAGAUGUAUAUCCAGGACUCGAUGACAAUAGAUGAAGAAAAAGAAGAUAAGGAGGGAGUAAAAUCUGUGAAUAGCAAUUCUGGUGCUGAAGAUCAUGUAAAGGAUCCUCCUUCAAAUCCAUUAGAAAAAUACAUGAGAAUAAUUCAGCAAAGCAGAGAGCAGGAUCUCUCAAACAAGGAUUCAAAAAAAGAAGAAAUAGGAGAAGUAUCACAUUCAGAGGGACUUCUAUCUAGUGAAAAGGAUGACAGCGUUGCAGACAUUUCUCAUGGAGACAUGGAUGAAAGCUUCUGGUGAACAAUAGCUUCUGAUUUUUUAAUUUUAAUUAUUAUGAUAAGAAAGAUGUUGUUGACGCAGCUUUCUGCCUGUAAAAAGUUGUAAUAAAUGUUAAGCACUAACAUUGCAGGCUGUGUAAUUAUAAAUUAAUAAAGCUGAUUUUGAGCCGUC